AUGAGAGAUGAAGAAAGAUAUCCCAUCCCGGCCGAGGUUCCUUCGCAGGGUACACAUUGGGAGACACUCGGGCCAGAAUCCUCCCUCCCGCAAGUCACAGUCAUAGACACUUGGGAUUCCAGACCCCUUGGAUAUGGCCAUGGCCUAUACGUGAGCGAUGCACAACACUCAUUCGAGCCCGAAGGGCAUAGCCCACCAAAAAAAGACGCGGAAUCAUCGGCUCCGGUCUUGGAGAAGCCGCCGCGCAGGAGAACCAUCUUUGGACUGAGGAGACGGGUCUUCUGGAUGCUGGCAGGGGCAGUCUCCGCUCUUGUGAUUGUCGGAGCCGUCGUCGGGGCGGUGGUUGGCUCCAGCAGAAUCGGAAGCGGCGGGGGCAAUGCAGGAGGUAGCUCGACCUCGUCGUCGUCGCCCAUGGCUGCAGCAAAUAGACAUAUCGGGGCGGCGGCCAUGAAUGUGACGGGGUCGACUGGCACAAAUGUCCAGGUUGUAUAUCAGGAUCUGAACACAUCCGACCUGUUAUACCGACUCGUCUGGAACGACCAGGCCUCUGGAGAGCAGAGGCUGUCGUUGUCGCCUGCGCCCCAGCGCAAGACUCCUAUCGCUGUCACGACCACUAACACGACGGCGAGCGACGGGAUCAUGACCAACGUAUUCUACUUAUCCGAGGACACAAAUGAUUCGUCAAUGUCGACUAUCUGCCAGGUGACCCUGCAGUGUUCUCUCAACGCCGAGAACUGCACCGUCUCGGAUGCAACAGUCAUCAGCGCUAAUGCUACCAACGGCGUCGUCAACACGUCUGGCCUCGCUGCGACCCUUGUCUCCGAUAAUGUCCAGGCUCGAGUGUUUUAUAAAGCGGGUUCACACGGCGUGAGAGUCUUGAGUGGAACGAGCGGGGAGGCGGAUGGCUGGCAGGACACGGUGCUCGGAAGCGCUUCGUAUGCUGGCUCCGAUAUUUCCGUUAACUUGGAUCCAGACGAGGACACACUGCAGGUUAUCUUUGUGAACAAGAACACUAAAGAAUUCGAAACCUUCCUGUACAGUGACGCGGCGGGGCCGGGGAAUACACCAGCCGUUGCCAUUGUCUCGUCCGAUCCGCCAGGCUGGAGCACAGACGAUAUGUUCUCGAGUUGCUUCGUGCCAGAGUUGAACCAACACCAUCUCUAUUACGUGUCUUCGACGGGAGGUCUGUAUGGCAUGUGGGCAAACGGGUCCAGCGCGAAUUGGACGCAGACACACGUUGCCGACUGGGGUACGGUUCAGGGCGGCAUUGCGAGCGUCGGCUGGGGCACGCAGGUUCGACUGCUUCAUGUGGCUGGCGACCCCGCGACACUGAGCCGUGUUAGAGCCGCUGACAGCAUGAAGGCCAUCCGCACGGGCACGAAGCCACCUCUCGCCACAUAUUGA
This is a messenger RNA of Cryphonectria parasitica EP155, 1404 nucleotides long. RefSeq lists its product as uncharacterized. The record is from RefSeq and is a predicted model, not a curated record. Bases 1 to 1404 code for a protein of 467 amino acids. The transcript has 4 exons. NCBI's taxonomy places the organism in Eukaryota, Fungi, Ascomycota, Sordariomycetes, Diaporthales, Cryphonectriaceae.